AAAUUUGACAGCUAUACAUACGGCUCGUCGGCUCGGCGCAUUGCCAGAGGUUUGAAGAAUGGCUGCACUCUUGCCUUCGGCUUCUCUGCUCCAAUUCACCAUCAAAGGCGAAUUGGGGGAUUGCAGAUUAGCCCAUUUUCCAAUUCGCGAUAAGAAGAGAGCCCAAUUUCAACAAUACAAGCCUUGUGUUGUAAAAUCAAUGUGCGCUGCGAAAUUUCAAAAGAAGAAAGUUUGGGUAUGGACGGAGAAGAAGGAGGUGAUGACCGCCGCCGUGGAGAGGGGCUGGAAUACUUUUAUCUUUCCCCAUCACUUCCGUGAACUCGCCGCCGAUUGGUCCUCUAUUGCAUUAUUGUAUCCUCUCUUCAUUGAAGAAGGAGGACUCUUUGAUGGCGAGCACAAGAAAAUCGCCGCUUUCUUUGAGAUUUCUUCGCCGGAGCAAUUGGAGAAGCUCCAACCAUUGGAUGAACUAGCAGAUAAUGUUGUCAUCAAUCUGCUUGACUGGCAGGUGAUACCUGCAGAAAAUAUUGUUGCAGCAAUUCAAGGCACUCAGAAAACAGUCUUUGCAGUUUCAAAGACAUCAUCCGAAGCUCAAACGUUCUUCGAGGCCUUGGAGCAAGGAUUGGGUGGUGUGGUUUUGAAAACCGAGGAUGUUGAAUCCAUCUUAGAGCUUAAGGAUUAUCUAGAGAGAAGAAACGAAGAAGGCAGUGUUUUGGAGUUGACAAAAGCCAGGGUAACUAAUGUUGAAAUGGUUGGAAUGGGGGACCGUGUAUGUGUCGAUAUCUGCAGCAUAAUGAAACCCGGUGAAGGCCUUCUGGUUGGAUCUUUUGCAAGAGGGCUCUUCCUCGUUCAUUCAGAGUGCUUAGAGUCAAAUUACAUUUCUAGCAGGCCUUUUCGGGUCAAUGCAGGGCCAGUGCAUGCCUAUGUUGCCAUUCCAGGGGGGAAAACUAGCUACCUCUCGGAACUGAAAGCAGGGAAAGAGGUAAUUGUUGUUGACCAAAACGGGAGGCAGCGAAUAGCCAUUGUUGGUCGUGUGAAGAUAGAGACUAGACAAUUAAUACUAGUGGAGGCAAAGAGAGAUGAAGACAAAGAAACUUCCUACAGCAUUCUGUUACAAAAUGCUGAAACGGUGGCUUUAGUCUCGUCACCUGGAGAUGGAAAUCAACGAAGAGCGAUUCCGGUGACGUCACUGAAAUUAGGUGAUGAGAUAUUGUUGAGAGUACAGGGUGGUGCUAGGCACACUGGGAUAGAGAUACAAGAAUUCAUUCUUGAGAAAUGACAUUAAUAUUCAUGAAUUGUUUAAUGCAAGAUUAUUUUUUUGUAGAUCAAAUUUUGUACAAUGCUCUUGUUUCACAUUUACCAUUGUGAAGUCGAAAUCCAACGGAUUGGAUUGGUUUCGAAAAAGUAUAUGACUUUUUUGAAGUAAAUUAUUUCCAAUUUUGGAAAAAAA
Erythranthe guttata (spotted monkey flower) is the source of this 1447-nucleotide messenger RNA. RefSeq names its product 3-dehydroquinate synthase. Gene Ontology annotation, molecular function: oxidoreductase activity; 3-dehydroquinate synthase activity. Lineage: Eukaryota; Viridiplantae; Streptophyta; Magnoliopsida; Lamiales; Phrymaceae. The record is from RefSeq and is a predicted model, not a curated record. Gene Ontology annotation, biological process: aromatic amino acid biosynthetic process.